AUGGCCUACAAUCCACCCAACCAUGACGACGGAUAUGCCAGCAAUCGCGGGGUGAUUUGUCACGAAAUCUGCUAUGGCUGUUCAACAGAACGUUUCGCUGUCGCAAUUAGAGCUAUUCUCUGUAUCGUGACCUUGGGAAUCUCCGAAGCUCUUCGCGGCAAAGACGGUUGGUGUUCUCCAUGCUUAGAGCAACCGAACGCUGCACCUACUCCCCGACGGAGCGUUUCGCAAAGCACAUCGUAUGUUCAUCAGCAACCAACGCAACAUCCACCAAUGGAAUUGUCUGUUCCAAUGGCUAGCCCCACGAUCUUCCCACCGCCGCUUUCGGUGCAAGGUGGACUGUCGGAUCAUCGAAGUCAGACACCUUCUUACGGACAUGUGUCUCUACCCUCUGAUGUGCCUAAUUAUACCUACGUUCAACAACAGAUACAACAACAGCAAUCGCAAGGUUUUUCAGAGAGUCAACAGCAGCCGCUACCUCAGGUCCAACCACAACCUCCCCAGGAUCAACAAGUCUACUCCAAGUUCCAACAACAACAACAACAACAACAACAACAACAACAACAACAGGAGUUAGAUCAACUUCAACAGCAGCUGCAGCAGCUACCGCUACAAUAUCAUCAUCAAGUCCAGGAAUACGGAGAAUUCCAACAGCAACCUGCGUCGCAAUUACAGUAUUCUCCCCCUCCUCAAGAAGCCCAGUGGCAACAGCAGCAGCAGCAGCAAACGUAUCAGCCGCCCAUUCGAAUAAAUUCACCCGUCUACCAGCAAAUCGCGCCGCCAAAUAUGACCGUGAAUAUGUCCCCAAGUACCACUAUGAUUAGUCCAGGUUCACUCCACCCAUCAGUUAUGACCAACCCGCCAGCUAGCGUAACCAGCACUCCCGGGAGAAAGCCAGUUAACAUUGCCUAUACCCCUCCGCAGGAAGUAUAUGUUCAACCUAUUGUACAGAUAAAGCCGGAGACAAAGAGUCCGGGUUCUGCAUCCAGCGAUUCGAGCUAA
Molecule: messenger RNA, 1002 nt
Organism: Paracoccidioides lutzii Pb01
Exons: 1
Coding region: 1-1002 (333 amino acids)
Source: RefSeq, a predicted model, not a curated record